CGGCGGCGAAAGGCGGGGGCGCCGUGGGGGCCGGCCAGUGUUUACGGAGCGGCGGGAGGGCGCGGACGCGGAACCCAGCGCGGCGGCGGCAGGAUGGUCAUGGCGCAUUUCGUUGAGAAUUUUUGGGGGGAAAAAAAUAGUGGCUUUGAUGUCCUUUACCAUAAUAUGAAAUAUGGACAGAUAUCGACAAAAGAACUAGCAGAUUUUGUAAGAGAAAGAGCUACAAUAGAAGAGGCGUACUCCAGGUCAAUGACAAAACUAGCAAAAUCUGCAAGCAAUUAUUCACAACUUGGAACAUUUGCACCAGUGUGGGAUGUGUUCAAAACAUCUACAGAGAAAUUAGCAAAUUGUCACUUGGAUCUUGUUAGAAAAUUACAAGAAUUAAUAAAAGAAGUUCAGAAGUAUGGAGAAGAACAAGUAAAAUCGCAUAAAAAGACUAAAGAAGAAGUUGCAGGAACUCUGGAAGCUGUUCAAACCAUUCAGAGCAUAACUCAAGCCCUCCAGAAAUCCAAGGAAAAUUACAAUGCCAAAUGUGUCGAACAGGAACGUUUGAAAAAGGAAGGAGCUACACAAAGAGAAAUAGAAAAGGCAACUGUUAAAUCUAAGAAAGCUACAGAUACCUAUAAACUCUAUGUGGAAAAAUAUGCAUUAGGAAAAGCUGAUUUUGAACAGAAAAUGACAGAAACAGCUCAGAAAUUUCAAGAUAUUGAAGAAACUCAUCUCAUUCAUAUAAAAGAAAUUAUAGGAUCCUUGUCAAAUGCUAUAAAGGAAAUUCAUUUACAAAUAGGCCAGGUCCAUGAAGAAUUUAUGAAUAACAUGGCUAACACUACAGUUGAAAGCUUGAUACAAAAAUUUGCUGAGUCAAAAGGCACUGGGAAGGAAAGACCUGGCCUUAUUGAAUUUGAAGAAUGUGACCCUGCUAGUGCAGUUGAAGGUAUAAGACCAAGGAAAAGAAAGACUUUUGGUUUACCAGGAAUAAUUAAAAAGGAAAAGGAUACAGAGUCUGUGGAAUGCCCUGAUGCAGAUUCACUUAACAUUCCUGAUGUGGAUGAAGAAGGCUAUAGUAUAAAACCAGAAGCAAAUCAGAAUGAUACCAAAGAGAACCAUUUCUACUCGUCUAGUGAUUCUGAUUCUGAAGAUGAAGAACCAAAGAAGUAUCGGAUAGAAAUCAAACCUAUGCAUCCGAAUAACUCACAUCACACAAUGGCUUCCUUGGAUGAAUUAAAAGUAUCUAUAGGAAAUAUAACGCUCUCCCCAGCAAUAUCUAGACACAGCCCAGUGCAGAUGAAUCGGAAUUCAUCUAGUGAAGAGUUAACAAAAUCAAAGCCAUCUGCUGCAUCCAAUGAGAAAGGGACCAGUGAUUUACUUGCUUGGGACCCCCUGUUUGGACCAUCUCUUGAUUCAUCUUCUUCAACUUCACUAACUUCAUCAUCAUCAUCAGCCAGGCCCACAACUCCUCUUUCUGUAGGUACCAUUGUCCCACCUCCAAGGCCUGCUUCCAGACCAAAGCUUACUUCAGGAAAACUCAGUGGGAUUAAUGAAAUACCCAGGCCAUUCAGCCCACCUAUAACUUCCAAUACCAGCCCACCUCCUGCUGCUCCGUUAGCCCGGGCAGAAAGUUCUUCCUCUAUCUCAUCUUCUGCGUCACUAAGUGCGGCCAAUACUCCAGUAGGUGUGUCACGAGGUCCCAGUCCUGUCAGCCUUGGAAAUCAGGACACCUUACCUGUGGCAGUCGCCCUUACAGAAUCUGUUAAUGCCUACUUUAAAGGGGCAGAUCCCACCAAGUGUAUUGUGAAGAUCACUGGUGACAUGACAAUAUCAUUUCCAAGCGGAGUUAUUAAAGUCUUCACUAGUAAUCCAUCCCCAGCUGUGCUCUGCUUCAGGGUGAAAAAUAUCAACAGACUAGAACAGAUUCUUCCAAAUGCACAACUUGUGUUCAGUGAUCCAUCACAAUGUGAUUCUAACACAAAAGAUUUUUGGAUGAACAUGCAAGCUCUUACUAUCUACCUCAAGAAGCUAUCAGAGCAGAAUCCAGCUGCUUCUUAUUAUAAUGUAGAUGUAUUAAAGUAUCAGGUAUCAUCAAAUGGUAUUCAGUCCACUCCUCUAAAUCUCGCAACAUAUUGGAAAUGUAGUGCCGGCACCACAGAUCUUAGAGUGGAUUAUAAGUACAACCCAGAAGCUAUGGUGACACCAAGUGUGCUUUCCAACGUACAGGUGGUGGUACCAGUGGAUGGAGGAGUCACAAACAUGCAGUCCCUUCCCCCUGCAAUAUGGAAUGCAGAACAGAUGAAAGCCUUUUGGAAACUCUCUGGUAUUUCAGAAAAAUCAGAAAAUAGAGGUUCUGGGUCCCUCAGAGCAAAAUUUGAUCUUUCAGAAGGACCCAGUAAACCCACAACACUUGCAGUGCAAUUCCUCAGCGAGGGAAGUACCCUCUCAGGAGUAGAUAUUGAACUUGUAGGCACUGGCUAUAGGCUUUCCUUAGUAAAGAAGCGGUUUGCCACUGGACGAUACUUGGCAGAUUGUUGAUGGACCUGGGAAAGUGGUUGGCUCAAAGGAGUAGUACAGACCUGCCAUUCUGCAUUAUCUGUUCUUUCCAAACACUAUUCUAACUUGUAUUAUGUCUUUAAGAGCUGACUACAAACAUUAAAUUGCACUUUUGAAGUGAGUCGUCGACAGAAAUAGCACUGAUGAUUUUCAAGGCUGUAAAUGAUAAACUGCAAUAUUCAGGAAACACAUUUAUUCAGAUUGUCAGUAAAGUGAAGUUUUAAUAGGCUGAAAUUUUAAAUUAUCUUCAGUGUCUGUGGUUAUAGUGUAAUAUCAGGCCUGAAAUUUCAGGAGAGCAAGCACAAAAUAAUUUAGCUUUCCAUAAGUUUUUAGAGUCAGAGAUAAUUUUGAAAUUUUAUAAGUUUUGAUAUCGAAUGGAUACAGACAGAACGUGAAUUCUAAGUUUGGGAUAAUGUUCAUUUAUAA
Messenger RNA from Globicephala melas (long-finned pilot whale), 2970 nucleotides. It is a transcript of the gene FCHO2, whose product is annotated as FCH and mu domain containing endocytic adaptor 2. NCBI's taxonomy places the organism in Eukaryota, Metazoa, Chordata, Mammalia, Artiodactyla, Delphinidae. Gene Ontology annotation, cellular component: plasma membrane; clathrin-coated pit; clathrin-coated vesicle. Gene Ontology annotation, biological process: clathrin-dependent endocytosis; clathrin coat assembly; synaptic vesicle endocytosis. The record is from RefSeq and is a predicted model, not a curated record.